UUUAUGGCGCUGUCAAAUAAAGUAUUAAUUUAUGGAGGCCGUGGGGCACUUGGGAAAGAAUUGGUUGACUUUUUUCGAUCAAAAAAUAUUUGGGUAUUGAAUGUGGAUAUGAGUGAAAGUGAAGCAGCUAAUUCAAAUGUGCUUGUGGACCCACUCCAAUCUUGGGUGGAACAGGAAAAGAAUGUUUUGAAUGGUGUUGAAUCCGUACUUAAUGGAGACAAGCUUGAUGCUAUUUUGUGUGUAGCAGGAGGUUGGGCUGGAGGGAAUGCUUCCAACAAAGAUUUUAUUAAAAAUGCGGAUUUGGUUUGGAAGCAAUCUGUUUGGACUAGCUCGAUAUCUGCUAAAAUGGGAGCAAAGUUUCUUAAACCUUCGGGAUUGCUGCAAUUUACUGGAGCUGCUGCGGCGGUUGAAGGAACUCCUGGAAUGAUCGGCUAUGGAAUGGCUAAAGCCGCUGUCCACCAAUUAGUCAAAAGCUUGGCAGACUACAAAACUUCCGGUCUACCAGAAAAUGCUGUUCCCUUUGCUUUUUUGCCUGUAACUUUAGACACCCCAAUGAAUAGAAAAUGGAUGCCUAAAGCUGACCAUUCAACGUGGACACCUUUGUCUUUUAUUGCCGAAAAAUUGUUUGGUUGGAUUUUUGAACCUGAAAAAUGUGGAGAUUUGCCUAAAGCUGGGGCUUUACUUGAAUUAAUUACUAAAGACGGGAAGACUGAAAUUAAACAAAUUUAA
Messenger RNA from Meloidogyne enterolobii, 729 nucleotides. NCBI's taxonomy places the organism in Eukaryota, Metazoa, Nematoda, Chromadorea, Rhabditida, Meloidogynidae. The record is from the annotation of a GenBank genome assembly.